Molecule: messenger RNA, 850 nt
Organism: Linderina pennispora
Lineage: Eukaryota; Fungi; Kickxellomycota; Kickxellomycetes; Kickxellales; Kickxellaceae
Exons: 1
Coding region: 132-674 (180 amino acids)
Source: RefSeq, a predicted model, not a curated record
CAGGGGUGACGAAAUAAAAAGAGCUGGCGCAAAAAGAGUUGGUGCUGAGUCCAGAGGAAGAAAGGAGGAAAGGACGCUGCCCAUGCCGCCAAGCUCCUGCGCCCCGGCUUUAUUAGUCUUGCUCGCUCCAGAUGCGACAGGCUCGCGCUACUUAUCGAGCACCAUUCGAUUCGCCCAACGCUUCCACCCCCUGGGCUGCACGUCGGCAAGCACCACAACUCUUUAUGCAAAAAGGAAAAACCGCGAAGUCCUCAAGGCAUCCUAAAAUAGAAGGCUGUGCUUCCUCCACAGGAGUAGGGUACGGGCGGCGGGUUGCAUGCCCGCCCCUCCUCCACAGCCCCAUCGCAGACGAGAGGCAAUUUAGAGGUGAUGGUGCCUCAUGCGUCGUUUUUGGCUUGCCCAAACAUCUCUCUUCUACGACGAAAAAUCGAUGGGAUGUGCAGCCUGGGAGUGCCCAUGGCCUGCUUUUUCUCAGCGCUCCCAAUGGCGUAGUGGGGCAAAAUAAUACGGAAUGCGAAGAUUUCCACCCUCAGCCCGUGCUGUAUCUCUUUCGCUCUCAUUCGGUUUCCGGGCUUAAUGAGGGAAUGACAGAGUGCUGGGUCCUUUUCCUCGCAGCACUGUUGCCCUGGUCUCGGAUUCCAGGCCCCGCGCAUUGCUGGCCCGUUUUUGGGUAGCCCACCCAGUAGUUCCCUGGAGCGGGUAGAGUGCUAAUAAUACGUGUCCCGAUUCGCAAAUGCCACCAAUUCCCGCCAUCUUGCCUCGGUAUGCGUCUUGCUACGCAAGCGCACAAUCCCAUUUUCUGCAGCAGUCGUUGUUGGCGGAGGCUGGGGGCGCGGCCGGAUUGGUUAAG